Molecule: messenger RNA, 1581 nt
Organism: Quercus robur (English oak)
Lineage: Eukaryota; Viridiplantae; Streptophyta; Magnoliopsida; Fagales; Fagaceae
Product: transcription termination factor MTERF15, mitochondrial-like
Exons: 1
Coding region: 166-1320 (384 amino acids)
Biological process (GO): chloroplast organization; regulation of DNA-templated transcription
Cellular component (GO): chloroplast
Molecular function (GO): double-stranded DNA binding
Source: RefSeq, a predicted model, not a curated record
AAACCCCUCUGUAACCAGACGCGAGGGUUUUUGUUUUCUUCCUUCCCAAAUCUACUGGGUGCCUGGUGAAGUAAAAAAUUCUCUGAAGUCACACAAGAUUUUGCCUCCGAAGAAUUGGUUAGUUUCUGCUCUCACUCAUCCUAGAAUUUUCAAUCUUGAAAACCCAUGUUUUAUUAUUUCUGCAAAACCAUUCUAAAUGGUAAACUCGCUGUCAGAGCUCUACCACCAAUUCAUAGACUGGGUUUUGAACAAAACCCAUCUCUAUCUUUGAAAUACAUUUCAAGCACUACAACAAAUGAACAACCAUUUGCUGUCUCAUACCUCAUAAAAACACUUGGGUUCUCACCAGAAGCUGCUCUAUCAGCUUCCAAAUAUGUUCAUUUCGAAACCCCAGAAAAAGCUGAUAUUGUGGUUAGCUUUUUCAAGAACCAUGGGUUCUCUCAAACCCAGAUCACAAACCUCGUUAGAAGACUCCCAUCAGUGCUUAUAUCUGAUCCUGACAAAACCCUUUUGCCCAAAAUUGAUUUCUUUUCCUCUAAAGGCAUUUCAAGCCCUGACCUUGCAAAACUGUUUUCUGGGUACCCUAUUAUUUUAAAAACAAGCUUAGAGAAACAAAUUAUCCCUUCCUUUGAUUUCUUUAAAAAUUUGCUUCAGUCUGAGGCUAAGACCAUUGAAGCAAUAAAACGAUUUACGGGUGUGCUAAAAUGUAAUGUUGAAGCUCGUGUGGCACCAAAUAUUAAUACAUUGAGAGAGAAUGGAGUGCCUGAGUCGAAUAUUGUCACUCUACUUCAAUACCAGCCUAGAGCAUUUGUGGUCAAUCCGGUUCGGUUUAGAGAGAUUGUGGAGGAAGUAAAGGAAAUGGGAUUCAAUCCUUCCAGGUUGAAGUUUGCUCUGGCAGUAUUGGCAUUGCGGGCUAUGAGCAAAUCAACAUGGGAAAGAAAGGUUGAUGUUUAUAAGAAAUGGGGUUUGUCUGAGAAUGAUAUUUUUUUGGCAUUUGGAAGGCAUCCGUGGUGUAUGAUGGUGUCUGAGGAGAAGAUUAUGCGGGUAAUGGAUUUGCUUGUCAACAAGAUGGGUAUGGAUUCUUCCCUCUUUAUCAAACGCCCAGGACUUCUUUCUUUGAGCUUGGAAAAGCGGUUGAUCCCUAGGGGUUUUGUUUUUCAAGGUUUGUUUUCAAAAGGUUUGGUGAAGAAGGAUUUCAAUAUAUAUCCGUUGUUUGAGUGUCCUGAAAGGACAUUUGUGCAGAAGUAUAUUAUGCCUCAUAAGGAGGAAGCUUCUGAGUUGUUGAAGCUAUACAAGGAAAAAAUGGAUUCUUCAAAAUGAGAUGAGAAUAACCUUGUUGGAUUACUUACUUUAGUUGAGCUCCAAGAUUGCAAUUAAUCCAUUUUCUUUUUACUUGUAAUAUGAAUUCUCUUUAAUUUGUCUGACCAUUGAAGCUUGAGUUCCAGAUCGAGAUGCAUAAUCAUCUGCUAUGCUACUGUGAUCUGUUAUUGCUUUAUUCAUGGGAAUAACUCUGCAACUAAUUCUUUUGCUGAACUUUUGUAACUAAAAAUAUGAAUUAUCUGUGGAGCUUUUGUCAGUGAA